Molecule: messenger RNA, 596 nt
Organism: Jaculus jaculus (lesser Egyptian jerboa)
Lineage: Eukaryota; Metazoa; Chordata; Mammalia; Rodentia; Dipodidae
Gene: Lsm8
Product: LSM8 homolog, U6 small nuclear RNA associated
Exons: 4
Coding region: 108-398 (96 amino acids)
Biological process (GO): mRNA splicing, via spliceosome
Cellular component (GO): U4/U6 x U5 tri-snRNP complex; precatalytic spliceosome; U6 snRNP
Molecular function (GO): RNA binding
Source: RefSeq, a predicted model, not a curated record
AACUGCUUACGCCGGCGGGCGCGAGCGAGUUCUGGUUUGUGGCGGGCGCUUUCAGGUCGUGAGGUCGGGCCCUAACUCUGCUGCCCGGCGGCUCCGGGAGAAGCAGCAUGACGUCCGCCCUGGAGAACUACAUCAACCGAACUGUUGCUGUUAUUACUUCUGAUGGGAGAAUGAUUGUGGGAACACUGAAAGGCUUUGACCAGACCAUUAACUUGAUUUUGGAUGAAAGCCAUGAACGAGUAUUCAGCUCUUCACAGGGGGUAGAACAAGUGGUACUCGGAUUAUACAUUGUAAGAGGUGACAAUGUUGCAGUCAUUGGAGAAAUUGAUGAAGAAACAGAUUCUGCACUUGACUUGGGCAAUAUCCGAGCAGAACCUCUAAACUCCGUAGCACACUGAAGAAAAAUUAACAUAUAUUAGACAUCUGUAAAUCUUGUACAGAAACAUAUUACUCUGAAUAUGAUGUUUGGAAUUUUUAUGCAUAUGUAAUUGUGAAUUUUGACUUCAUGUUGGUACAUUGUAAUAAGUAAAUUAAAAUAUUUCUACAUUUUUAUUGAAAAAAUGUUCUCCUUAAAUAAAUUUUGUCAUUUGGUUUUA